This is a messenger RNA of Cucurbita pepo subsp. pepo (vegetable marrow), 2689 nucleotides long. RefSeq names its product putative aquaporin PIP2-1. Lineage: Eukaryota; Viridiplantae; Streptophyta; Magnoliopsida; Cucurbitales; Cucurbitaceae. Gene Ontology annotation, molecular function: channel activity. Gene Ontology annotation, biological process: transmembrane transport. Gene Ontology annotation, cellular component: membrane. The record is from RefSeq and is a predicted model, not a curated record.
UUCAAGCCUUUGAUUUUAUUAGCAGUAGUCUCAUGAACAAUAAGUUGGAUGAAUUUGAUUAGGCUUUUGAAUACUGGUUGCUGUAUCUCCUAUCAUGCCCUCUUCUGAAAGGCCCUCUAGUUGCCCCUAGCCCCGACAUUAUACUUGAAUUACCCAACUUGAAGAUGAUUUGCAGCCUGCUUGGAAAGCCCCCUUCGUACCCAUUUGUUCCUUACUGAUAUGCAUUCAUCAGCAGGGAGGAGCUAUCACUUCUCUGUAUUUGAUGAUAGAAUCCUGUGUUUUUCAGUGUCCUCUGAUUAUUGCCUGUUGGUCUCGGAGUUGUGGUUGGAUCUAUUCAUUAAAAAGAAUCGAUUCAAUACAUUUCUUAUGUAUCCUUAGUUGUUAUAUUAGAAUUGAAUCAGAUUUGAGAUCAAUCUAGAUAUAUUGAUGGAUUGCCUCCAUGAUCUUGUUGCUAGCAAAGACUACUAUUUCUAGUUUGGAUCUUCCAAAUCAUUCUCAAGGGAUGUCUAGACCUUUCUUUUUUUCUUAUCAUUUUUCUUUUUCGAUUCCCCUUGGAUUUGAAUACCUCAUUCAAGAAUUGUUUUUGAUCUAAUUCCUAGGACAAAAUAGAAAAGGCAAAUCCCUAACUUAGAUCAUGAUUAUUGACUUGAGUUUGUUCUUGAAUUGUUUUUGAUCUAAUUCCUAGGACAAAAUAGAAAAGGCAAAUCCCUAACUUAGAUCAUGAUUAUUGACUUGAGUUUGUUCUUGAAUUGUUUUUGAUCUAAUUCCUAGGACAAAAUAGAAAAGGCAAAUCCCUAACUUAGAUCAUGAUUAUUGACUUGAGUUUGUAGAUGAACAAGGUUCGUCCAAACCUCCCACCUGUUACGCUCUACACCUAUUACGAAUUUUAUUAUUGUCUGAGUGUCAGAGUGGUAGUAGUUUACCAACUCGAUUAUUGUCUUCCAAGCACAAUACAGUUUUCAAUAAUAUAAAUUUACCGAACAUAUUAGUAAUUAAUGUCGAAUACUAAUAAUUCCAUUUUUAUGUACAUGAUUGACAUAUUUUCUUUUACUUUUCAAACUUUUUACUUAGGCUAGACUUGAAAUUAUGCUAUACUAACAAUUUUUUUUAAUCUUAUGUUAUAUCUACUAUCAUUUUGACCAAAUGCAUAUGCAAUCCUACCCUCAUGUAUUUUCUUAUGAAGCUGUUUUUAGUUUUUAAAAUAUUGAUAUAAUUUAAAAUUUAAAAUUCUAAUUUUUUUUUUUUUUUUUGUGUGUGUGUGUGUGAUUAGAUUGAAUAAAUAAAUCAAAUUAAAAAAAGAAAAAAGAAAGUAAAUCCAUAGGAGUAAAUGGCUCGUUGAAAAUGGCUCUUCUCCUAAGCCCUACGACUAAAUUCGGAGUUGAAAGCUUUUGUGGUCAUUUGAAACGGAGGAACCAACCACAAAUCCCUUAAACACACAGAUGUGGAUUAACAACUCUUUGGAAGCCCCAUAAAGUGUCGAACCAAAUUCCAAUUUCCAAAUUCAAAUCCAUCUUUCUCAAUCGGAGCUCACAUUCACUCAUCUAAGCUCACCUUCUCUCUGCUCCAAUGGCGAAUAACGACAUCGAAGUCGGAUCUCGGGGGUCCCUGCCUAGGAAGGACUAUUUCGAGCCGCUUCCGGCGCCAAUGAUCGAUAUGGAGGAGUUGGCCAAAUGGUCCUUUUACAGAGCCAUAAUCGCCGAGUUCGUUGCCACUCUUUUGUUUCUCUACGUCACCGUUUUGACGGUCAUCGGUAAUAAAACCCAGACCGAUCCCCUCAACGGCGGUAACCUCUGCGGCGGAGUUGGCACCCUCGGAAUCGCCUGGGUCUUCGGUGGUAUGAUCUUCGUUCUCGUUUACUGCACCGCCGGCAUCUCUGGAGGACACAUAAACCCGGCGGUGACAUUCGGAAUGUUUCUGGGGAGAAAGAUAUCGUUGAUUCGCGCCUUGCUCUACAUUAUAGCUCAGUGCUUGGGGGCGUUAUGCGGCUGCGCCUUAGUCAAGUCGCUACAGAGAGAUCGCUACAACCACUAUGGCGGUGCCGCCAACCAACUCGUCGACGGCUACAGCAAAGGCACCGGUCUCGCCGUCGAGAUCGUCGGCACCUUCGUCCUUCUCUACACCGUCUUCUCCGCCACUGAUCCCAAACGCAACGCCCGAGAUUCCUACGUUCCUGUGCUGGCUCCACUCCCCAUUGGGUUCACUGUUUUCAUGGUUCAUCUCGCUACAAUUCCGAUCACUGGCACUGGCAUCAAUCCAGCUCGAAGCUUCGGCGCCGCCGUGAUCAUCAACGAUAAACAAAUUUGGAAAGAUCAUUGGAUCUUCUGGGUCGGGCCGCUGAUCGGAGCAACCAUUGCUACGAUGUAUUACCAGUAUGUUCUUCGAGCCUCCGCCGUGAAAGCAAUUGGAUCCUUCAAAAGCACACCACCAACGCGUUACUAAUGUUACGGACACAACACAACCAAUCUAUUUUUGAUAAGUAGGAGAGAGGAACCAACCGAACCGAGAGGAGUAAACCGAACCAAGAUGGGCGGCUUUUUUUUAAAUAAUUUUUUUAAUUUUUUUCAAUAAGAAAUAAAUAGUUUUCAAAUUUUAUUUUGUAUUUAAUAUUUUUUUGUAAUUAUGCUGUGAAUAUGUAUUUAUUUAUUUAUUAGGUUGUAUUGUAAUGUAAGAGGAGUUAUUAAUUAAAAAA